CGUCUGCAUUCAGUAUGUUCAAAGUGACGUCUACAUCCAGUCUACGAAUGUGUACAAUGUCAGCCUUUCGCUAAAUUUCUUCAUUUCUUCUUUUUGUUUUGUUGAUUUUUGUGCGAUUUACAAAAUUGAAUAAAUUUAAUAGCUGCUUCGUGGAUUCAAUUUAAUUUCAUCAGUACUGAACGGCAGCACAUUUGCAAUGGCAUCACGAGGUGGUCCAAUGAUAACGGGUACAGACGGUGCUGAUUUUGAGCAUCGACAACGAGUUGCUGCACACUAUCAAAUCAGUGCUCUGAACAAAUCACGGCUCAAAUAUUGCAUAUUCUUUCACUUUCUGCUGUUCUUUGCGAUGUUGGCCAAAUUGUCUGCAGACAUUUUAGAUCGUUUGGAUAUUUUCAUAUUGGAAAUUGAAGAGCUGCAGGUACCGGUGCCGCUGUGGUGGGAAUACUUUUGGUGCACCUCGGUACUGAUGUCGUUCAUCGGUUUGUCAGCUGCCAAAGGCAAUCGCAUUAAAGACAUGAAAAAAUACGUCAUUGGUUUGAUUGUCACCGCUUUACUGCCGCUUCUCUAUUGUGCUAUUUACUAUUUUUCGGAUAUUGUCGGCUACAUGAGCUUAGAUGAAGAGACUGACAUUCAAGACACGGACAUUUUUGUGUGGCGGGGUAAACCAUACGGACUAAUUUGGUAUGCAUUUGUUUUGGUCGCAAUUCAAGUGCACGGCAUGUCCAUAUUCUUCGCAUGGAAUUUAAUACAAGCCUGGCGAUCACGAACUACUGCACGGAAGUUACAAUAGACUCAAUAUGAACUUGUAAACGCACUGCACAAACGAAAUCUACUUAAUUUAUUCGAAAGAUGGAGAUUUGUUCAACAGAUAUUAAAGAAAAAUAUUGUUUCAAAAAAAUAAAAUAAACAGAAAAUUCGUGUAUAAUUGUUGUUGAAUUAAAAAGAAAAUUGAAACGAAUCAAUGUAAACGGAAUAGUGUAAAUGGAGACGCCUGCUAAAUGUGGCUCAAUCGAUGUGCUUUUUCAUUUCGAUGGAGAAAAUGUGUAACGGUGAAAAUAAAAGCUUUCGAUUGAAAAUUGAAAAUGAAAACAGCAACUGGUUUCACUUUUACAUUUGGAUUUAUUAGAUUAAAAUGCAGUUACACUGGA
Molecule: messenger RNA, 1148 nt
Organism: Sitodiplosis mosellana (orange wheat blossom midge)
Lineage: Eukaryota; Metazoa; Arthropoda; Insecta; Diptera; Cecidomyiidae
Gene: jagn
Product: protein jagunal
Exons: 3
Coding region: 197-790 (197 amino acids)
Biological process (GO): endoplasmic reticulum organization; vesicle-mediated transport
Cellular component (GO): endoplasmic reticulum membrane
Source: RefSeq, a predicted model, not a curated record